GCCCCGCCGGUUCGGCUCCGGAUUCUGUAGAAACCUCGCCACUGUGUUAUUUCCCGAGCCGUUUUCCUAGGUAGAAUUGAUCCUCUUGGGGGAACGAGGGAGCGGAGGGAAGAAUCUCUAUUGCAAAUAUUGUUUAGAGUUUAUUCUAGAGAGCGUCUGUGCUUUAAGAUGCUCUUCCGUGGCUCCUGGUGGAUGCUAUAAGGAGCCAGGAUUGUGGUGGGUUUCGGCUGUGCAGGGAGUUGGGUUAGCGGGGGGGUGGGGGGAAGGAAAAGACACGAUCGAGAGUAGCUGAGACUUUGUGCCCCCGUUGGAGAGAUGGUUGAGUCCUCGUCAAGGUUGCUGUGGUAUCCCAGAAACACCAUUCACUCUGAGCUGUGACCGCGCACCAUCAACAGCAACAACUCCGCUGCGCCUGACCAAGGAAUAGGAAUUAGGAGCUCUCAAGAAUAAUAUGAAAGGGAUCUGCAGAGGGGAAAUCCGUGCAAAGGAAUCGAAAUUAGCAGACUUUUGGGAAAGGGGAUGUACUAAAUGUGGCCGGCUGGACUUCAUCCUGGUGAAGAAAAUGGAGAUUAAAAGUGGAUUUACAUUUUGGAACCUCGUCUUUUUAUUGAUGGUUUCGUGUGUGAAAGGAUUUAUUUAUACCUGUGGUGGAACUUUAAAAGGACUGAAUGGCACGAUAGAAAGCCCUGGCUUCCCAUAUGGAUAUCCAAAUGGUGCAAACUGUACAUGGGUUAUAAUAGCAGAAGAAAGAAACAGAAUACAGAUUGUCUUUCAGUCUUUUGCUCUUGAAGAAGAAUAUGAUUAUUUGUCAUUAUAUGAUGGGCAUCCUCAUCCUGCAAACUUUAGGACAAGGUUAACAGGAUUUCAUCUUCCUCCACCUGUGACAAGUACAAAAUCUGUAUUUUCGCUGCGCUUGACAAGUGACUUUGCUGUUAGUGCUCAUGGGUUCAAAGUUUACUAUGAAGAAUUACAGAGUAGCUCCUGUGGCAAUCCAGGAAUUCCACCAAAGGGUAUCUUGUAUGGUACAAGAUUUGAUGUUGGGGACAAAAUCCGAUACAGCUGUGUAACUGGAUAUAUUUUGGAUGGCCAUCCUCAGCUUACUUGCAUAGCUAACUCUGUGAAUACAGCAUCAUGGGACUUCCCUGUUCCUAUUUGUAGAGCUGAGGACGCUUGUGGAGGAACUAUGAGAGGAUCCAGUGGUAUCAUCUCGAGCCCCAACUUUCCUAAUGAGUAUCAUAAUAAUGCAGAUUGCACAUGGACAAUUGUGGCAGAACCUGGGGAUACUAUCUCACUCAUAUUUACAGAUUUCCAAAUGGAAGAAAAAUAUGAUUAUUUGGAAGUAGAAGGUUCUGAACCACCUACAAUAUGGCUCUCUGGCAUGAAUAUACCUCCUCCAGUUAUCAGCAACAAAAAUUGGCUCAGACUACAUUUUGUAACAGACAGCAAUCAUCGAUACCGUGGAUUUAGUGCUCACUACCAAGGUUCUUCCACUUUGAUCAAAACUGCCUCCACUGGUGAGUUAGAGGAGCCUAUUGCGGUCACUACUGGUGCUAUUACUGUUGCUAGCACAUCUGCAGAUGUUACUGUAUGCACCCAUAGACAACCUUCGGAAGAGCAACAAGUGCAAGCUAAGAAUAUAAGAAAAUCAAUUCUGGAAUCGGCCUCUUCCAAGGAGGAACUCUCCCUUCAUCAAGCAAACAUACAAAGCACAAGACGACGACCAAGAAAAGCUGAGCAGAUAGAAAGAACUAAAGAACUUGCAGUUGUUACUCAUAGAGUGAAAAAGGCCAUAGAUUUUAAAUCUAGAGGAUUUAAAUUGUUUCCAGGGAAAGACAACAGCAACAAGUUUUCUAUCUUAAAUGAGGGAGGUAUUAAACAGGCAUCCAAUUUGUGUCCAGAUCCCGGAGAACCUGAGAAUGGAAAACGGAUAGGCUCAGACUUUAGCUUGGGAGCAACAGUACAAUUCUCUUGUGAUGAAGAUUAUGUGUUACAAGGCUCAAAAAGCAUCACGUGUCAGAGGAUAGCUGAAGUUUUUGCUGCAUGGAGUGAUCAUAGACCUGUGUGCAAAGUUAAGACUUGUGGAUCCAAUCUUCAGGGUCCUGGCGGCACUUUCACAUCACCCAAUUUUCCAUUCCAGUAUGACAGCAAUGCCCAGUGUGUGUGGGUCAUCACAGCUAUCAAUACUAAUAAGGUCAUACAGAUAAAUUUUGAAGAAUUUGAUCUGGAGAUUGGCUAUGACACACUGACAAUUGGUGAUGGAGGAGAAGUGGGUGAUCCUAAAACUGUGCUUCAAGUGUUAACUGGGAGCUUUGUACCAGACUUAAUUGUGAGCAUGAGUAAUCAGAUGUGGUUACAUCUUCAAACGGAUGAAAGUGUGGGCUCAAUCGGUUUCAAGGUUAAUUACAAAGAAAUUGAAAAGGAAAGCUGUGGGGAUCCUGGAACACCACUGUAUGGUAUCAGAGAAGGGGAUGGAUUUUCCAACCGGGAUGUUUUAAGAUUUGAGUGUCAGUUUGGAUUUGAAUUAAUCGGAGAGAAAUCUAUCAUUUGCCAAGAAAAUAACCAGUGGUCUGCAAACAUACCAAUUUGUAUUUUUCCUUGCCUUUCCAAUUUUACUGCACCCAUGGGAACUGUUCUUUCACCUGAUUAUCCAGAAGGAUAUGGAAAUAACUUAAAUUGUAUCUGGACAAUAAUUUCAGACCCUGGGAGCCGAAUCCAUCUCUCUUUUAAUGACUUUGACUUGGAAUCUCAGUUUGACUUCCUUGCGGUUAAAGAUGGUGACUCUCCAGAUUCUCCUAUAAUAGGAACAUUUACUGGUGCUGAAGUUCCUUCCCAUCUUACCAGUAAUGGUCAUAUUUUGCGGCUGGAGUUUCAAGCUGACCAUUCCAUGUCAGGACGUGGAUUUAACAUCACUUACAACACAUUUGGACAUAACGAGUGCCCUGAUCCUGGAGUACCAAUCAAUGCCCGGCGUUUUGGUGACAACUUUCAGUUGGGGAGUUCAAUUUCUGUUAUCUGUGAGGAAGGAUUUAUCAAAACACAGGGAACUGAAACAAUUACUUGCAUGUUAGUGGAUGGAAAAGUAAUGUGGAGUGGACCUAUUCCUAAGUGUGGAGCUCCAUGUGGUGGGCAUUUUUCAUCUCCCAGUGGAGUAAUCCUCUCUCCAGGCUGGCCUGGGUAUUAUAAAGACUCCUUGAAUUGUGAGUGGGUGAUAGAAGCUGAACCAGGACACUCUAUCAAAAUUACAUUUGAAAGAUUUCAGACAGAACUCAAUUAUGAUGUUUUGGAAGUUCAUGAUGGACCAAAUUUAUUAUCUCCCCUUCUGGGAUCCUACAAUGGUACUCAGGUCCCACAGUUCCUGUUUAGCAGUAGCAAUUUCAUUUAUCUUCUUUUUACAACUGACAACAGCCGUUCUAACAAUGGAUUCAAGAUUCAUUAUGAAAGUGUAACCGUUAAUACCUACUCUUGCUUGGAUCCUGGCAUACCAGUGCAUGGACGCCGUUAUGGACAUGACUUCUCUAUAGGAUCCACUGUCUCAUUUAGUUGUGAUCCAGGUUAUAGGCUAAGUCAUGAGGAGCCUUUGCUGUGUGAGAAAAAUCACUGGUGGAGUCACCCACUCCCAACUUGUGAUGCUUUGUGUGGUGGAGAUGUUAGAGGACCUAGUGGGACAAUUUUAUCCCCUGGUUAUCCAGAACUUUAUCCAAAUUCACUGAAUUGUACAUGGACUGUGGAUGUUACCCAUGGGAAAGGAGUGCAGUUCACCUUCUACACUUUUCAUUUGGAGGAUCAUCACGACUACUUACUAAUAACAGAGAAUGGCAGUUUCACACAACCAUUAGCACGUCUGACUGGGUCAGAGCUUCCUUCACCAAUCAAUGCAGGUCUCUAUGGAAAUUUCAGAGCCCAGUUACGCUUUAUAUCAGAUUUUUCGAUAUCAUAUGAAGGAUUUAACAUUUCUUUCUCUGAAUAUAAUCUAGAACCUUGUGAAGAUCCUGGGAUCCCACAGUUUGGUAAUAGAAUAGGAUUUAAUUUUGGAGUGGGAGAUACUCUGACAUUCUCCUGUUCAUCUGGAUAUCGUUUGGAAGGAGCUUCAGAGAUUAUUUGUCUAGGUGGUGGCCGACGAGUGUGGAGUGCACCUCUGCCAAGGUGUGUGGCUGAAUGUGGAGCCUCCACGACAAAUAAUGAAGGAAUCUUACUGUCCCCCAAUUAUCCUCUUAACUACGAAAACAACCAUGAAUGUAUUUAUAGCAUUCAGGUACAAGCAGGAAAAGGAAUCAACAUUUCUGCCAGAACAUUUCAUUUAGCCCAAGGAGAUGUUCUUAAGAUCUAUGAUGGCAAAGACAACACUGCUCACCUGCUGGGUGCAUAUACUGGCGCAUCAUUAAGAGGACUGACACUAAGUAGUACUUCAAAUCAUUUAUGGUUGGAAUUUAACUCAGACGUGGAGGGCACUGAUGAAGGUUUUCAACUUGUGUAUACCAGUUUUGAGCUUUCACAUUGUGAAGACCCUGGUGUGCCACAGUUUGGAUAUAAAAUCAGUGACCAAGGUCAUUUUGCUGGAAGCACUAUAAUUUAUGGAUGUAAUCCAGGUUACACACUCCAUGGAAGUAGCCUUCUAAAGUGUAUGACUGGAGAAAGAAGGGCAUGGGACUAUCCUCUGCCAUCGUGUAUUGCUGAAUGUGGAGGCCGUUUUAAAGGAGAAUCAUCAGGAAGAAUCUUAUCUCCUGGCUACCCUUUUCCCUAUGAUAAUAAUCUUCGUUGCAUGUGGGUGAUUGAAGUAGACCCAGGAAAUAUUGUCAGCCUUCAGUUUCUUGCAUUUGAUACUGAGGCAUCACAUGAUAUUCUACGAGUUUGGGAUGGACCACCUGAGAAUGAGAUGUUACUCAAGGAAAUUAGUGGAUCUCUUGUUCCUGAAGGCAUUCACAGUACACUCAACAUAGUAACUAUCCAAUUUGACACAGAUUUUUAUAUCAGCAAAUCUGGGUUUGCCAUACAGUUUUCAAGCUCUGUAGCUACUGCCUGCCGUGAUCCUGGUGUCCCUAUGAAUGGAACUAGAAAUGGGGAUGGAAGAGAACCUGGAGACACUGUGAUUUUUCAGUGUGACCCUGGAUAUGAGUUGCAAGGAGAUGAGAGAAUAACCUGCAUUCAGGUAGAAAAUCGGUACUUCUGGCAGCCCAACCCACCAGUCUGUAUAGCUCCCUGUGGAGGAAACUUGACUGGCUCUUCAGGUUUUAUACUUUCACCGAACUUCCCUCAUCCUUAUCCCCAUAGCAGAGACUGUGACUGGACUAUCACUGUUAAUAAUGACUAUGUUAUAUCAUUAGCAUUUAUCAGUUUCAGUAUAGAACCAAAUUAUGAUUUUCUUUAUAUCUAUGAUGGGCCAGAUAGUAAUAGCCCACUAAUUGGAAGCUUUCAAGAUAGCAAGCUUCCAGAGAGGAUAGAAAGCAGUUCAAAUACCAUGCAUUUGGCUUUUCGGAGCGAUGGGUCUGUUAGUUUCACUGGAUUCCACCUGGAGUACAAAGCAAAACUACGUGAGUCUUGCUUUGAUCCUGGAAAUAUAAUGAAUGGAACGAGACUUGGAAUGGAUUAUAAACUGGGCUCCACUGUCACUUAUUACUGCGAUGCAGGUUAUGUUCUUCAAGGAUAUUCUACACUAACUUGUAUUAUGGGAGAUGAUGGAAGACCUGGAUGGAACAGAGCCCUGCCCAGCUGUCAUGCACCCUGUGGAAGCCGGUCAACAGGCUCUGAAGGCACUGUAUUAUCACCGAACUACCCUAAGAAUUACAGUGUGGGUCACAACUGUGUUUACUCUAUCACUGUUCCUAAGGAAUUCGUGGUUUUUGGCCAGUUUGUAUUUUUCCAGACAUCACUCCACGAUGUGGUUGAAGUAUAUGAUGGCCCAUCUCUGCAGUCAUCAUUGUUAUCUUCUCUCUCAGGAUCACAUUCAGGUGAAUCCCUUCCAUUGAGCUCAGGUAACCAGAUCACGGUUAGAUUUACUUCAGUUGGACCAGCAACAGCUAAAGGAUUUCAUUUUGUUUAUCAAGCUGUUCCAAGAACAAGUGCAACACAGUGCAGCUCUGUGCCUGAACCAAGAUUUGGAAAAAGGAUUGGAAAUGAAUUUGCAGUUGGGUCAUUGGUUCUUUUUGAAUGCAAUCCAGGAUAUAUCCUUCAUGGAUCAACAGCAAUUAGAUGUGAUACAGUACCAAAUGCAUUAGCACAGUGGAAUGAUUCACUCCCUACAUGUGUCGUGCCCUGUGGUGGAAUUUUAACAAAGCGCAAAGGGACCAUUUUAUCUCCUGGUUACCCUGAACCUUAUGACAACAAUCUGAAUUGUGUGUGGAAGAUCACAGUACCAGAGGGAGCUGGGAUUCAGGUGCAAGUGGUGAGUUUUGCUACAGAACACAACUGGGAUUCCUUAGACUUUUAUGAUGGUGCUGACAACAAUGCUCCAAGGCUCGGAAGUUAUUCAGGAACAACCAUACCUCCACUUCUAAACAGCACAUCAAAUAAUCUGUACCUAAACUUUCAGUCUGAUAUCAGUGUUUCAGCUGCUGGAUUUCAUCUUGAGUAUACAGCUAUUGGUUUGGACUCUUGUCCCGAACCACAGACCCCAAGCAAUGGGAUCAAAAUUGGAGACAGAUAUAUGGUUGGAGAUGUGGUAUCUUUCCAGUGUGACCAGGGUUACUCCCUUCAGGGACAUUCACAUAUCACCUGUAUGCCUGGACCAGUAAGAAGAUGGAAUUACCCGAUUCCAAUAUGUUUAGCACAAUGUGGUGGUGCCAUGUCAGACUUCAGUGGGGUGAUCCUUAGCCCUGGGUUUCCUGGUAACUAUCCUAGCAGUUUGGAUUGCACAUGGACAAUAAAGCUGCCGAUUGGUUUUGGCGUUCAUCUGCAAUUUGUGAAUUUCUCAACUGAGACCAUACAUGAUUACUUAGAAGUUAGGAGUGGAUCUACAGAAACUAGCACUGUUAUUGGGAGACUAAGUGGCCCUCAGCUACCAGCAUCCCUGUUCAGCACAACUCAUGAAACUACCUUAUACUUUCACAGUGAUUAUUCACAGAACAAACAAGGAUUUCAUAUUGUGUAUCAAGCAUAUCAACUGCAAAGCUGUCCUGACCCUCGACCAUUCCGGAACGGUUUUGUUAUUGGGACAGAUUUUACUGUGGGACAAACUAUUUCAUUUGAAUGUUUUCCUGGCUACACAUUAAUUGGAAAUUCUGCCCUGACUUGUCUUCACGGUGUUAGCCGUAACUGGAAUCACCCUCUCCCCAGAUGUGAAGCUCUCUGUGGAGGAAAUAUAACUGCAAUGAAUGGCACCAUAUACUCUCCAGGAUACCCUGAUGAGUAUCCAAAUUUUCAAGACUGCUUUUGGCUUGUAAGAGUACCACCUGGGAAUGGAAUCUACAUCAAUUUCACAGUUCUCCAAACAGAGCCAAUAUAUGAUUUCAUAACUGUCUGGGAUGGACCAGACCAAACUUCUCCUCAAAUUGGACAAUUUAGUGGCAAUACUGCAUUAGAAUCAGUCUACAGCACUUCCAAUCAGAUUCUGAUCAAGUUUCACAGUGACUUUACUACCAGUGGCUUCUUUGUACUUAGUUAUCAUGCCUAUCAGCUUCGGGUCUGCCAACCUCCAACAAACAUCCCAAAUGCAGAAAUUCUAACUGAGGAUGAUGAAUUCGAAAUAGGAGACAUAAUAAGAUACCAGUGUCAACCAGGCUUUACAUUGGUUGGUAAUGAGAUUCUGACAUGCCGACUAGGUGAAAGGCUUCAGAUGGAUGGAGCACCACCUACUUGCCAAGUGCUCUGUCCAGCCAAUGAAAUACGUCUGGAUUCAACAGGAGUAAUACUGAGCCCUGGCUAUCCUGACAGCUACCCAAAUCUCCAGAUGUGCGCAUGGACCAUUUCUGUGGAAAAGGGUUAUAAUAUCAGCAUGUUUUUCGAAUUCUUCCAAACAGAAAAGGAAUUUGAUAUUCUCGAGGUGUUUGAUGGACCAAAUAGUCAUAGCCCAUUGCUCAUUUCUCUCAGUGGGGACUAUUCAUCUUCUCUCAACAUAACCAGCAAUGGCCAUGAGGUAUUUCUCCGGUGGUCAGCAGAUCAUGGCACCAAUAAAAAAGGAUUCAGGAUAAGAUAUAUAGCUCUCUACUGUAGUACUCCAGAGUCCCCUCCACAUGGUUUCAUUGUCAGUCAGACAGGUGGACAGCUCAACAGUAUGGUUCGCUGGGCUUGUGAUCGAGGUUUUCGGCUCAUUGGGAAAAGUACUGCUGUAUGCAGGAAGUCUCCAUAUGGUUAUUACUCAUGGGAUGUUCCAGUCCCAGCUUGUCAAGCAAUAUCUUGUGGAAUUCCUAAAUCUCCAGUGAAUGGUGGGAUAUUAACUACAGAUUACUUGGUUGGCACCCGUGUUACUUACUUUUGCAACGAUGGGUAUAGGCUAUCAUCCAAGGAACUUACUACAGCAUCCUGCCAGCCAGAUGGUACCUGGAGCAAUCACAAUAAAACACCUCGCUGUGUAGUUGUUACAUGUCCAAGCAUCAAUUCUUUUACACUGGAACAUGGAAGAUGGAAAAUAGUGAAUGGUUCACAUUAUGAGUAUAAAACAAAAGUAGUUUUCAGCUGUGACCCAGGGUAUUAUGGUUUGGGACCAGCAUCUAUUGAGUGUCUUGCUAACGGAACCUGGAGCUGGAGAAAUGAGCGACCUUACUGCCAAAUUAUUUCUUGUGGAGAACUUCCUACACCUCCAAAUGGAAAUAAGAUUGGAACUCAAAUCACAUAUGGAUCUACAGCUAUAUUUACUUGUGACUCCGGAUACAUGUUAGUUGGCUCUGCUGUAAGGGAAUGUCUAUCUUCUGGGCUCUGGAGUGGAAUUGAGACCAGAUGUUUAGCUGGUCACUGUGGUAGUCCAGAUCUUAUAGUCAAUGGUCAAGUAAUUGGAGAAAAUUAUGGGUAUAGAGACACAGUUGUAUACCAGUGCAGUCCUGGUUUUCGGUUGAUUGGUUCUUCUGUACGAAUAUGUCAACAGGAUCACAACUGGUCUGGUCAGCUUCCAUCCUGUGUGCCUGUUACCUGCCCAACUCCUCCGCAGAUCUCUAAUGGAAGGUUGGAAGGAACAAACUUGGACUGGGGAUUUAGCAUUAGCUACGUCUGUUCUCCAGGCUACGAACUCUCUUUUCCUGCUGUUUUGACUUGUGUUGGGAAUGGAACAUGGAGUGGUGAAGUACCUCAGUGCUUGCCAAAGUUUUGUGGUGACCCUGGAGUACCCUCUCAAGGGAAAAGAGAAGGCAAGAGUUUCAUCUACCAGUCAGAAGUUUCUUUUAGCUGCAAUCCUCCUUUUAUUUUGGUUGGCUCCAGCACCAGGAUUUGCCAAGCAGAUGGCACAUGGAGUGGUUCUUCACCCCGAUGUAUAGAACCUACUCGCACAGCAUGUGAAAAUCCAGGAGUUCCAAGGCAUGGAUCACAAAACAACACAUUUGGCUAUCAGGUGGGAAAUAUUGUUCAAUUUCAGUGCAAGAAAGGACAUCUUCUCCAUGGAUCAACAACACGAACUUGCCUUCCUGAUCUUACAUGGAGUGGAGUUCAGCCAGAAUGUAUACCUCACAGCUGUAAACAACCAGAAACACCAUCUCAUGCAAAUGUUGCAGGAAUGGAUCUUCCCUCACUUGGCUAUACAUUGAUUUACACUUGUCAGCCAGGCUUCUUCCUGGCGGGAGGAUCAGAGCAUAGAGCCUGUAGGUCUGAUGGUACAUGGACUGGCAAAGUUCCAGUUUGUGAAGCUGGUUCCAAAAUAUUGGUGAAGGAUCCCAGGCCAGCUUUGGGAACACCAAGUCCCAAACUAAGUGUUCCUGAUGAUGUAUUUGCCCAAAAUUAUAUAUGGAAAGGCUCUUACAACUACAAAAGCAAGAAACAGCCCAUGACUUUGACAGUCACCAGUUUCAAUGCAACUUCAGGAAGAGUAAAUGCAACACUUACAAACAGCAAUAUGGAAUUGCUGCUUUCAGGAGUCUAUAAAAGCCAGGAAGCUCGGCUGAUGCUCCACAUCUAUCUCAUUAAAGCACCCUCUCAUACAUCCGUGAGCAAGCUGAAAGAGGAAAAAUGGGCUAUGGAUGGUUUUGUUUCUGCUGAACCUGAUGGAGCUACAUAUGUUUUUCAAGGAUUCAUCCAGGGUAAAGACUAUGGGCAAUUUGGACUUCAAAGAUUAGGUCUUAACGUGUCUGAGGGUUCAAAUUCUUCUAAUCAACCACAUGGUACAAAUAGUAGUUCAGUGGCCAUUGCUAUCCUUGUGCCUUUCUUUGCCCUUAUAUUUGCUGGAUUUGGCUUUUAUCUUUAUAAACAAAGGACUGCACCUAAAACGCAGUAUACAGGAUGCUCUGUACAUGAAAAUAAUAAUGGACAAGCUGCUUUUGAAAAUCCUAUGUAUGACACAAAUGCAAAAUCUGUGGAAGGAAAAGCGGUACGAUUUGACCCCAACUUGAACACUGUUUGCACAAUGGUAUAAUGUGAUAAUGAUAUGUUUUCAAAGUUUGGAAUUUGAAACACAACACAGUGCACACACAGUUCACUGAUUAAAAAAAAAUAAAUUAAAGCACACUUUUCAGGAUAUAGUGGGUCACCUUUUCCUGAGGAUGAUAGACAAGAAUUGGUUGUGGUUAUUUUGUUUUGAUUGUUUUCCAUAAACUGGAUCAGAAAUCUUCAUGUUUACCAUGGAGAGUUUUACAAAAAAAAAAAAAAAAAAAAAAAAAAAAACCUGCUGCACUCCAUGAGUGCUAACUCACAGUUUAUUUGCUUUUUUAAAAAAGGAGGUUAUUCUAAAACAUAAAAUGUAUUUGCAUAUAUUGGAGGAGCAUCCACUAUCAGUACUUCUGUGCUUUAUAAAAAUUAUAAUAGGGGGACUGGAUUAAAAAAAAAGAUAUAGGUAGAAAAUAAGAGCUAUACUUACAGGAGACAAUAGGUCACUGACCUCUCUUUAACAGUCAUAUGCUACAUGUUUCUCAUGAGUUUGUACCAUUAUUUUUUUCAUUUAUUCAGUCCAUUUAGCAAUUUAUUUCUCUCAGAACUUUUUUUUUUUUUUUUUUUUAACUCCAGGAGGUAGCAUUUGGAAAUCAGCAAGUACAACUUACUCUUGUUACAUCAUGGGAAAAAAAAAAAAAAAAAAAAAAAAAAAAGUGAGAUUCUUAUUUAAUUAAUUUCUUUCUGUGUUUCACAUCAUUCCUUUUCAUGUUCCAAGUCAAACUCCUUUUCUGUUUCCACUGACAACACCCCAAAAUGAUAAUGGAUGUAAAUCUGUUUCUACAUUUCUUUUGUCAGUCAUACAAUUAAUUAGACAUAAUUUCCAAUCAAGUAGCUAAGACGAACUGAGCUUUGUCAUGUGUCACUGUUGAUCAUUGAAAAGAGUGACCAUUUUACCAUAUUUUCAAUGUCAAAACAUAAUUUAAUGAUGUUUCCAGUUCAAAAGUGCAGUUUACAGUAACAUUAGGAAUCAAAUCCAUAUAUCAAAAUUGCAGGAGUUCAUUUAUCAGUUAAACUAGAUUGUAUCACAUCAGUUUAUUCUUUCAGCAUUUUGUCAGAAUGCAUGCACAGAGCAUGGUAAAAUCCCAUUGACGUUGAUGGGAUUCUAACAGACUUCAGUGAACUUUGGAUCAAGCCUACAAGGCAAGAGGCAAUUAUAAUUUGGAAAUACUGUGUUUUCAUAUCUAUUUUAUCUCCAUAUUUUACGGAAACAAAUCCUUACAUUUAAUGGUUUAAAAUUGAAUAUAUUACCAUAGUGCAAUGAAAAUAAAAAUAUUAAAUAUAUAUACAUAUAUAUAAAGCCAUGAUUUUAUUAGGGACAAUCCAUUCAUUUUAGGGACAAUUCAGACUCUACAGCCCUCAAAUUCAAGUUUUAGACAUUACAAACCCACUUCCAAGGAAAUCUAGGUUUUAGUUUUACAGUUAUUUCAUAAAAGAAUUAUUCAGUGGCAAUUCAAUAAUUUAUUUGAUGUAGGUCAUUGUCUUCCAUUUAUAGCAUGACUCACAAAUGCUGUGUGUUAGCCAGUGUAAAUUAUCUGUUAUUGUCCCUUUCAGACAUUAAUAAUUCUGUGAAAAUCUAAACUUUUUAUUACCGUAAUAGAGAGUGCCUACCAAAAAUCAUUGUACCCAGGAUUGCUGCUUGGAUUUCUACAAUGUUUGAUGAAUUUCUUAUAAACCAUUUUACAACAUUUUGUUUGAAUAUUCAUACAACUCUGUCAAACUGUAUUCUACUAAAAGGAUGCUGUUUUAUAUUUUAUACCAUUGGUUGUUAUUUAUUCUUGUUUAUUCAAAUGACUGCAAUAACUAUAAUUCAUUCAUUAAUGUUAAGGUUAAUACAUUUGAGAUCGUUUAAAAUGUUUCUUCUGCAACUGGCUACUCCUCUUAUAUUAAUGCAUACACUUUUGUAAAGAAGUAUAUUUUUAUGAAAAAAAAAAGGAUUUGUAAACGUAUGAUGUAAAUUUUCAGUGCAAUGUAAACAAAAUAAAAAUGGACAAUUGCUUUUUUUAA
Oxyura jamaicensis (ruddy duck) is the source of this 12504-nucleotide messenger RNA. RefSeq names its product CUB and Sushi multiple domains 3 (gene CSMD3). The record is from RefSeq and is a predicted model, not a curated record. The transcript is spliced from 65 exons. Bases 452 to 10486 code for a protein of 3344 amino acids. Gene Ontology annotation, biological process: regulation of dendrite development. NCBI's taxonomy places the organism in Eukaryota, Metazoa, Chordata, Aves, Anseriformes, Anatidae.